AACUUAUUGACAUCAUCUCGUUCUCUUAUUCUUGUCCAUCUUCAUGGCAUUCUUUUCCAAUCAUUUAUCUUUCUUCUUCCUCCUAAUUACUCUCUUAUCUUCAUUGCAAAUCCAUGCAAGAGACAGCCAAUUCUUCAACAAAAUUCCCACCACCAACAACAACAAUGGCCAUAUUGAAAAAGAGACAAAUGUAGCAAUUCCAAACAAAGAUCAAGAACCAAAUUUCAUGCCUGAUAAUGAAAAAGGCUAUGGUAUUUAUAGUCCAAACAUUAAUAGUCAUGAAAAAGAGUCAAGUCAACUUCCACAAGCUUCCACCAGUGCCAACACCAAUUUGGAACAAUCGUAUAAAACUACCACCACCAAUAGCCUUAUUCCUAACAAGAAGUACCUCCCUAAAAAUUAUAACCCUGUGGCUUAUGUAACUUUCCCUCAGGAUAACACUGAUGAUACCAACUUCAUAGAUAGUGAGUUCACCACCACCAAUAACAACCAAUACUAUAAUAAUGACAUUACUUAUGACAACAACGAUAACAUUAACAAUCAGUAUUAUCAUGGUGACAACACUUACCACCACUACUACAGAGGUGACAGUGCUUAUGACGACUACGACAGCAACAACAAUAACAAUAAUCAGUACUAUAGCAGUAGCAGAACCUAUAACGAUCAAUACCACAAUGGUGGUAGGGCCGCCUCCAAGGCCAUCAAUUACGUUGAACCAUCCCUAAAUAGUGACAGUGGCGAUUACUACAACAACAAUAACAAUCAGCUGCAGGACUUGAGUGAAUCGAGAUUAAUGGACAAUGGCUACACCACCAACCCAACUAACACAAAAAGUUAUCCCUACAAUAACAAUCAACAACAAAUUAACUAUUAUCACUACAAUGGUGGCAAUGGUAACAGGGUGCAGCACCAGAGCAUGAGUUACACAAGGGAUCCAUAUGAAAAUUCAAGAGAAUUUGCAAAUUUCUAUGCUAACAAUGAGUUAAGCAACUACAAUAACAAUUUUGUGAACUAUGAGAAUGAAGAGGAUCAGUUCCAAGAUGAAGAGCACAAGCCUUGA
This is a messenger RNA of Lycium barbarum (goji berry), 1060 nucleotides long. RefSeq lists its product as uncharacterized. NCBI's taxonomy places the organism in Eukaryota, Viridiplantae, Streptophyta, Magnoliopsida, Solanales, Solanaceae. The coding region runs from base 44 to 1060 and encodes 338 amino acids. The transcript has 2 exons. The record is from RefSeq and is a predicted model, not a curated record.